This is a messenger RNA of Closterium sp. NIES-65, 378 nucleotides long. The record is from the annotation of a GenBank genome assembly. NCBI's taxonomy places the organism in Eukaryota, Viridiplantae, Streptophyta, Zygnematophyceae, Desmidiales, Closteriaceae.
AUGCAGGGGUCUCAACAUGGAGUAGGGAAGGAGCAGGAGGGGCAGAAGAGUGUGGGGAAGGGGCAGGAGGCGCAGCAGAGUGUGGGGAAGGAGCAGGAGGGGCAUAAGAGUGUGGGGAAGGAGCAGGAGGGCCAGAAGAGUGUGGGGAAGGAGCAGGAAGGGCAGAAGAGUGUGGGGAAGGAGCAGGAGGGGCAGCAGAGUGUGGGGAAGGAGCAGGAGGGGCAGCAGAGUGUGGGGAAGGAGCAGGAGGGGCAGAAGAGAGUGGGGAAGGAGCAGGAGGGGCAGAAGAGUGUGGGAAAGGAGCAGGAGGGGCAGCAGAGUGUGGGGAAGGAGCAGGAGGGGCAGCAGAGUGUGGGGAAGGAGCAAGAGGGGCAUUAG